AUGUCGACGUAUCGUAUCGUAGCUGGUGAUACAUUGUGGGAUCUUAGUCAACGCUACGGAUGCACCGUCGAUGAACUGAUGGCUGUCAAUCCUGGAGUGAGACCCGAAGCAUUGACAGUGGAUCAAAUCUUGAACCUACCCUUCGAAACAUUCAACAGCACGUUAUCAACAAACACAUGGUCAUCGACUGAAGAACCAUUACUACCGACAUGGCAAGCACCUGCUUGUGCCCGAUUGGAUACAACAUUGAGCGAAAGCACUCCAGAGCCGAUUGGACAACUACGCCAUUUAAUCGAUCCUGCAGCACAAGAAACGAAUGUACCAGCCGAUCUCAUCGGCGCUGUCAUCUAUCAAGAAUCUGGAGGUAAUAUAAAUGUUAACACGACAACAAAUCCAGGUAAUUUUGGAGUCGAUUCGGGUGUCAUGCAAGUAAAUGAGUAUACAGGUGCUGAACUUCAACAACAAUAUCCUCAUCGUUUUGUUGGUCUUUACGGUACAGAAAAAGAAAUUAUGCUUGGUGCCAGCUAUCUCAAACAGAUGUAUGACACAUUUGCAGAUCACGAUUGGGGCAUUACACUUCGUGCUUAUAAUUCAGGUCCGAAUGGUGUCGAUAAAAAUAAUCUACGCGCAAAACCAGCGGGUACUGGUGACAGUACUUAUGUCGACAAGGUUUUACAUUUUUGGGUUGACAUAUCGCAAGGUAAUCCAUUACCACCAGAUCAUUAUGAAUCAAUUUAUGGCAGAGGCUUUUGA
Molecule: messenger RNA, 753 nt
Organism: Rotaria sordida
Lineage: Eukaryota; Metazoa; Rotifera; Eurotatoria; Philodinida; Philodinidae
Source: the annotation of a GenBank genome assembly